Molecule: messenger RNA, 1815 nt
Organism: Tribolium madens (black flour beetle)
Lineage: Eukaryota; Metazoa; Arthropoda; Insecta; Coleoptera; Tenebrionidae
Product: probable 4-coumarate--CoA ligase 1
Exons: 6
Coding region: 41-1774 (577 amino acids)
Biological process (GO): long-chain fatty acid metabolic process; fatty-acyl-CoA biosynthetic process
Cellular component (GO): mitochondrion
Molecular function (GO): long-chain fatty acid-CoA ligase activity
Source: RefSeq, a predicted model, not a curated record
UCUCAUAUCAUUUCCAUUCAAAGUAUCUCAACCGUAAAAUAUGUCAGUCAUUCGGACUAUAUUAUCUGCUAGGUUCUCAAAAAGUGUAAAGCCAUUAAUUGGUUUAAAUGUGGUUAAAAAAUUAUCAACAAGUUCAAACAUCAUCGAUUCUAGUUUUCCGGAUGUUUCCAUCCCACAAAUAUCAAUCCCCGAGUUCAUUUAUUCAAAAUGCGAAAAGUACGAAAAUUUAAUUGCAGCGGAAUGUGGAAUUACAGGACGCAAGUACACUUACAGAGAUAUUUUGAGAAAAUCAAAAAAUUUAGCUAAAGCACUGAGAAAAAAACUUAACUUGAAAGAAGGAGACGUGGUAGCUUUGCUUUUACCAAAUGUCCCUGAAUUCCCAAUCGCGGCUUUGGGGGUAUUACAUGCAGGGUUGGUUGUUACAACCCUAAAUCCUAUUUACACCAGUGAGGAGAUAUCGCGCCAACUUACGGAUUCAUCAGCUAAAGCAAUAAUAACUCUUAUUGAUUUAUACGAAGUGGCAUCCAAUUCGAGCAAAUUGCUCAACAAAGCAUUGCCUAUUUUGUCAAUAAAAUCAUCGCAAACUCAAUCUUUUCCUCGUGGAGCCAUCGAUUUUCGAGAAUUCACCGAUAACUCCAUUGAUUAUCCGGAAAUUCAGCCACGAAAUGCUCAAGACGUGGCCUUUUUGCCAUAUUCUAGUGGCACUACAGGGUUACCAAAAGGAGUCGAAUUGACCAAUUACAACAUCGUGGCUAACAUUUGCCAAAACUCAUCACCUCAUCUCCCAAUAAUCGAGGAAACUACAAGUACCCAUCAGGAUGUUAUCCCAGUGGUGUUACCAAUGUUCCACAUCUAUGGGUUUUCAGUUAACACGUUGUUUAUGCUUUCAAAAGGGACAAAGUUGGUAACUUUGCCCAGAUUUACCCCUGAUGAUUUCGUCUCAGUAUUGAGGAAUCACAAACCACAUAUUCUGUUCAUAGUCCCUCCAAUAGUACUGUUUCUAAGUGCACAUCCCAUGGUUAAAUCCGAAGAUUUGCAUUCUGUGCGAAUCGCUUUUUCCGGCGCUGCCCCUCUUGGUGCUUUAGAUGAGCAAAGAUUCGUAGAAAAAGCAGGAAAAAGUGUCAGUGUGUUACAAGGUUACGGACUGACCGAAACUUCACCUACUGUUACUGCAAUUACGGUCCAACUCAAAGCUGAGAAAAACGUCUAUGGAUCAAUCGGACUUCCUAUUCCUAAUACUUCAGUCAAAGUUGUCAGCAUUGAUGAUCAUACAGGAACUCCCCUCGGUCCCAACUCCACGGGCGAGUUACUAGUGAAAGGACCUCAAGUCAUGAAAGGUUACCUCAACAGACCAGAGGACACGAAAAAUACUUUCCUUGAUGGGUGGUUGAGGACAGGUGACAUGGCGUAUUAUAACGAAGACCGAGUCUUCUUUAUUACCGAUCGUUUGAAAGAAUUGAUCAAAGUUAAAGGGUUUCAAGUGGCCCCGGCUGAAUUAGAAGAAAUCAUUCGUGAUUUUCCAAAUGUUGAAGACGCUGCUGUUAUUGGAGUCUCACAUCCGACGCAAGGAGAAGCCCCAAGGGCUUAUAUCGUCCCAAAGAAAAACACUAACGUGAACACCAAAGACUUGGAGGAAUAUUUUAAGAACAAAGUUGCGCAUUACAAGCACUUGAAAGGUGGUAUUGCGAUCGUUGACUCCAUCCCUAAAAACGCGUCUGGGAAAAUAAUGCGAAGGCAACUUAAAUUGGAGUUUGAAGCAUCAAACAAGCGAUAAUUGUACAAUUUUAUCUUUGUAAAUAAAAAUUGUGAAACGAU